AUGGCGAUGAUUACAGGCUGCACUCGGCGCCUUACGGCGAAGGUGAAGUCCGUGAAGGCACUUCCCUCCGGCCUUUGUGCAUCCCGCUGCCUGUCGCCGUUGGGCCCUAUGAUGCUGCAGCAGCGACAGCUGCACCAGAGCACGCCUCGUUUCAAUACUGCAGUCAACCCAGGCUGGCCA
This is a messenger RNA of Symbiodinium necroappetens, 180 nucleotides long. The record is from the annotation of a GenBank genome assembly. Lineage: Eukaryota; Dinophyceae; Suessiales; Symbiodiniaceae.